Messenger RNA from Puntigrus tetrazona (Sumatra barb), 1734 nucleotides. RefSeq names its product vegetative cell wall protein gp1. Lineage: Eukaryota; Metazoa; Chordata; Actinopteri; Cypriniformes; Cyprinidae. The record is from RefSeq and is a predicted model, not a curated record. The coding region runs from base 172 to 1734 and encodes 520 amino acids. The transcript is spliced from 4 exons.
UCAAACACAGCCUAGCAAACUAUAGACUAGGCAAUGAAUCUCGAGUAAUAAUUAAACGGAUCAGGUGAUUUACCUAUAAAUUACGCUUUAAUUCGUGGUACGUGCGAGUGCUUAAAGUGGCGCGGUAAAGCGUGUUUAAUAAACGUAUCACUUUCACGAGCUUGUGCUGCGAUGGCGUCUUGGAAAAUACGUGGACGGUUAUUAAUUAUAGUUUAUUUUUUCACGUGCAUUACUUUAGUAUACUGUAAAAGUUUGUUGCCGUUUUCUGAAACGGAAAAGACGAACUAUGAAGGUGGCGACGAUGUUUCGGCACAAUUUGUGUCAGGUCAAGAGGGAUAUUUUGUGCCCUUUUCUAAUACUGACUUUCUCAGUGACGAUGCUGCAAUUUCAGGUCUGCAGAAGAAAACAUUCAUUAAAGGGCAGCUACUCGGUUCCUCUGAAGCAGCCUGGGAUGCCAUGUCUCCAAAAUUGAGGUGUGGUGACGAUCUCAUAAAUUUACAACUCAGUGGUCCAGAGGUAGAAAAUGUUGAGCUUUGUCGAGGUAAUGGGGUGGCUGUUCUUCUCACUCAUUUGCCACCUCACUGUGGACACGCCGCACCCACUUAUACAGGUCUCGUUUAUGCUACUCCCUAUGAUGGAUGUGGUGUUACGCAAAAGGGAGGGUAUUAUGUGAUGCAGAUACAGUGGCAGGGAAACUCUGCAGUCAUUUCUUGUCCUAUGACCUCUAACACUGCAAAUGAAACUUUCCUGGGACCUAAUCUUCCUGAAUAUUUGAAUAUUCUGCUGCUUCCCUCUCCUCCUGAUACACAAAAUCCAGAAACGCCUACAGUGACACAAGUGUCUGAUUUUACAACAUUAAAAAACCCACCUUCUCGUUAUCCCCAAGUGAGCCUACAAGGUUUUUGGCCUUUCCCCAAUUAUGUUUUUCCUGGAACAGUUUAUUCCAUAGAUGAGCAAAUGGAGAAACCUUUUACAACUGCCCUAGUUUCCCAAGGACCAGAUGGAAAGCCUCAACAACCCAAAUACCCCCAGAUGCCUUGGCUUUAUGACUUUGUUGGUUACCCUUAUGGUGACCUGAAACCUGCUCCAUCCUUUGGCUCUGACAGUAAAUCAGGUGGUCAAGCACUGGAUGGAAAGCCUCCACAACCCAAAUACCCCCAGAUGCCUUGGCUUUAUGACUUCGUUGGUUACCCUUAUGGUGACCUGAAACCUGCUCCAUCCUCUGGCUCUGACAGUAAAUCAGAUGGUCAAGCGCCAUAUGGAAAGCCUCAACAACCCAAAUACCCCCGGAUGCCUUGGCCUUAUGGUGACCUGAAACCUGCUACAUCCUCUGGCUCUGACAGUGAAUCAGAUGGCCAAGCACCAGAUGGAAAGCCUCAACAACCCAAAUACCCCCAGAUGCCUUGGCUUUAUGGUGACCUGAAACCUGCUCCAUCCUCUGGCUCUGACAGUGAAUCAGAUGGCCAAGCACCAGAUGGAAAGCCUCAACAACCCAAAUACCCCCAGAUGCCUUGGCUUUAUGAUUUUGUUGGUUACCCUUAUAGUGACCUAAAACCUGCUCCAUCCUCUGGCUCUGACAGUGAAUCAGAUGGCCAAGCACCAGAUGGAAAGCCUCAACAACCCGAAUACCCCCAGAUGCCUUGGCCUUAUGGUGAACUGAAACCUGCUCCAUCCUCUGGCUCUGACAGUGAAUCAGAUGGCCAAGCACCAGAUGGAAAGCCCUCAACAACCUGA